Molecule: messenger RNA, 690 nt
Organism: Aspergillus brunneoviolaceus CBS 621.78
Lineage: Eukaryota; Fungi; Ascomycota; Eurotiomycetes; Eurotiales; Aspergillaceae
Exons: 1
Coding region: 1-690 (229 amino acids)
Source: RefSeq, a predicted model, not a curated record
AUGCCAUUCGGACACUUCUUCAGGCAUGCAGAUGAACCAGCCGCGCACCAGGGCUGGGGCCCUCUAAUUACAGACUCCAAACAACCUACCCCUCUGUUCACCCGGCUCCUAGAUGCAAUAUUCAUCUACUUCACCAACACCCCACCAGUCGACUCCAGGGGUUUUGAUCCCGUCAAAUAUGCUUCUGUCUUCACAGCCCUCUUCUACUCCGACAACAACAACCUCAGUCGCCGUUACUACAUGUUUGCCUCAGAGAAUCACAUGCCCGCCCCUGAGCAAUUUGCGUAUCAAGCCUUGACAAUAUUUUACCGCACCCAUGACAUACAACACGUAAUGAAUGGCCAAACCCCAGUAAUGACCAGAGACGGAUUUCAUCUGGUAAUGUUGAGAGAUACGUUGGGGGAUCCCGAGAUACAGUACCAAAGAUUCAAUGCGUUUCUGGCCGCCCACGGAGGUGAUUUGGUGGAUUCCAUGACUGGUCGGCGGUUUCCGUCAGUGCCCAUUCCUAGGGAUUCAAUGCCCAGGGAGAGGGAUUCGGAGACGUGGUCGAGAGAGGCGGAGAUGACGAGGGAUUUCAACGAGGAGUUGGGCAUAUAUCUGGAAGAACUGAAUAGGAUGGGAGCUUGGAGGCAUGAUAUGACGAUGGCUAGUAUGUCGCCUGGGGUCUGGGUGAGUGGAUAUCUGCGAUAG